UGCGCAGAGCCGGCCUUGGCGCGUCCUCGGCGCCAGGCGGCAGUGACCGAGCGAGGCGCACAGGGUCGCAGCGGCGCGGCAGCCGAGCUUCAGAGGGUCUGGGGACAGUAGUGCUCCCAGUCUGAGGGGCGGCGGCGCGGCGGCGGCGGCGCCCGCGGCCCCUGAGUGAAUUGAGGACGAGGCCGCGAGGCGACGGCGCGGCGGGGCCCCCUCCAGCGGCCGCGCCCGGAGUAAGGCAAAAGAGAAUGAAAGAAGUAGAUAAUCUUGAAAGUAUAAAGGAAGAAUGGGUUUGUGAAACAGGAUCUGACCACCAACCUCUUAGUGAUAAUCAACAAACAAAUUGUGAAUAUUUUGUUGACAGCCUUUUUGAGGAAGCUCAGAAGGUUGGUGCCAAAUGUUUGUCUCCCACUGAACAAAAGAAACAGGCAGAUGUAAGUAUAAAAUUAUGGAAAAAUGGAUUCACAGUCAAUGAUGAUUUCAGAAGUUAUUCUGAUGGUGCCAGUCAGCAGUUUCUGAACUCCAUCAAAAAAGGGGAAUUACCUUUAGAAUUACAGGGAGUUUUUGAUAAAGAGGAGGUCGAUGUUAAAGUUGAAGAUAAGAAAAAUGAAGUAUGUAUGUCAACGAAGCCUGUGUUCCAGCCCUUCUCAGGACAGGGUCACAGACUGGGAAGUGCUACACCAAAAAUUGUUUCUAAAGCGAAGACUGUUGAAGUUGAGAAUAAAAAUAAGUUGUCUACUGUCCCACUAAACAGUCUGGAACCCAUCACUAAUAUACAGAUCUGGUUAGCCAAUGGGAAAAGGAUUGUCCAGAAAUUUAACAUUUCUCAUAGGGUAAGCCACAUCAAAGACUUCAUCGAAAAAUACCAAGGAUCUCAAAGAAGUCCUCCCUUUUCCCUGGCAACAGCUCUUCCUUUCCUCAAAUUACUAGAUGAAACACUCACACUGGAAGAAGCCAAUUUACAGAAUGCUGUAAUCAUUCAAAGACUCAAAAAAACCGCUGAACCUUUUAAAGAACUUUCAUAACAUUGAUUUUUGAUACACUGAGUGGAAAGUUUCCAGAAAAAUGAUGGUCAUAAGUGGACAUGCACACCAAAAUGAGGGGGAAGUCAGAUUUGCUGGGCUUUGCACUAUUUAACUCCCUCCUGAUGAGAAGAUUUUAAAAUAAGUACAAGUUAGGAAAAUAAACUAUGACUGGGAACUAUAUUCAGUGAACUUUUCCCAGAAGGCUACUCAGAAAGAAAAAUAGACUUAUUUUCAAAUACCGGUUAUUUAACGUAAGAUAUAUUAAAUAACUAUAUCAUUUAAAAUCUUAAUACGGCAUAAAUUAGCAGAUAUGUUCAUAGCAUCUUUCAUUCAAACAUCAUUCCCAGGGCCUCCCUGGUGGCGCAGUGGUUGAGAGUCCGCCUGCCGAUGCAGGGGAUGCGGGUUCGUGCCCCGGUCUGGGAGGAUCCCAUAUGCCGCGGAGCGGCUGGGCCCGUGAGCCAUGGCCGCUGGGCCUGCGCAUCCGGAGCCUGUGCUCCGCAACGGGAGAGGCCA
This is a messenger RNA of Mesoplodon densirostris (Blainville's beaked whale), 1535 nucleotides long. RefSeq names its product UBX domain protein 2A (gene UBXN2A). The transcript is spliced from 7 exons. Gene Ontology annotation, molecular function: ubiquitin binding. The record is from RefSeq and is a predicted model, not a curated record. Gene Ontology annotation, cellular component: nucleus; cytosol. The coding region runs from base 246 to 1022 and encodes 258 amino acids. Gene Ontology annotation, biological process: Golgi organization; proteasome-mediated ubiquitin-dependent protein catabolic process; membrane fusion. Lineage: Eukaryota; Metazoa; Chordata; Mammalia; Artiodactyla; Ziphiidae.